AUGCUUUUGAGGAAACUUCUCUUAGAAGACAGGGUGAUCGGGGAGGUUAUAUCUGUGGAGCAUACAGAGCCAGCUGGCUGGUUCCAUUUUUCACAUUCGUACGUGCGAGGCAACUGGCGAAAGGAGUCAGUUGCGGCGCCAACACUCCUUUGCAAGGCUUGCCAUGAUAUCGACUUUCUACUGUGGCUGCUCAGCUACAGAACGGAUUCUGGUCAACCGGCCCAUAUGCCCAGCCUGAUUUCCUCAGUUGGCAACCUAUCACUCUUUACCCAGCGUCGAAAGCCCAAGGCAGCGGGAAACGCCACGAACUGCUUCUCUUGUCCUCACGAACAGAGCUGUGAUUGGAGUGCCAAGAAACUGUACCUCGAAAAGCUCUAUGACAAGGGAGAACGAGAUUGGCCUAUUUGUGUUGUUGUUCCUGACAUAGAAGAUAUCACUGCUACAUUGGGGAAAGAUCAUGGACGUGCCGUCUUGGAAGAGGUUCUCUCUACAGACUACGACGCCUCUACACCAAGGGACAUCAUCGAGUCUAAACAGUGGUAUGGUCGUUGUGUCUGGGAGUCAGAUAAUGAUGUUCUUGACGAUCAAAUUGUCACUCUGACCUGGGAUGACGACUCAGGCGCUGUGGGCAACGAGGAAUUCCCCGACCGCGGUCCGAAGACGGCGAUUUUUCAUAUGGCGGCGUUCACCGAAGCCCAGUCCAAGCGGCGAGGCAAGAUCUCGGGCACCCAUGGAGAGAUGCAGUACGACAGUAACGAGAUCCGAGUCUAUACCUUUGAUCGAUUUCGGGACCCGGGGGCAGCCAAAGUCUUCAUCCCGCCAACAGCUUCUGGCGGUCAUGAAGGUGGCGAUGGCGGUCUGAUGAACAACUUCUCUCGGGCUGUGGAGGCUGUCAUUAAUGGUGAGCUCAGCGUGGAGCAGGCCCAAGCGAGACAUGUUGGCUGUACGUUGAAGGAAGCAUUCGUGAGCCAUGCUAUGGUCUUUGCUGCGGAAGAAGCCCGACUUGGAAGGAAGAUUGUGGACUGGCAAGAUUGGUGGGCAAAAUUGGAAAAGAAUCUCCUUGGCCGGUGA
This is a messenger RNA of Colletotrichum costaricense, 1071 nucleotides long. RefSeq names its product streptomycin biosynthesis protein StrI. The transcript has a single exon. Lineage: Eukaryota; Fungi; Ascomycota; Sordariomycetes; Glomerellales; Glomerellaceae. The record is from RefSeq and is a predicted model, not a curated record. The coding region runs from base 1 to 1071 and encodes 356 amino acids.